AUGUACUCUGUUAAAGCCCUCCUCGUCGCCCUCGCCUUCGUCGCCACCACCGUCGUCGCCGAGACCCCCAAUCUCAAGCGUCAAGCUGGUUCCCACCCCUUCACUUUCGUCAACAAGUGUGGCAGCACGGUGAACCCUGUCAUCGCCGACACCCGCUGCGGCUACAGCCCUCGCUGCGGUGACGCCGCCUCGUUCUCUGGCCAGCAGCCCGGCCAGAUCGGCGCCGGCCAACGCAAGACCGUGAACAUCGACGCACGCUGGGUCGGCCGCAUCUUCAACAAGCGUGGCCAGUGCGGCCCCAAGGGCGAGAGCUGCACCCUCGGCGAGUUCAAUCUCGAUACCGGCGACCAGUGGACCCCGCAGGCCUACGACAUCAGCAACAUCCAGGGCUUCACCGACUCCAUCCAGAUCUCCGCCAACGGCUGCGACACCGUCACCUGCACCAACGCUAACUGCGGGUGCCGCAACGCCUACCCCAUCGGCGACACCAGCGGCUGCGGAAACGACUCGCCCGUCCGCGGAUGCGGCGCCGGCGCGGUCCCCUUCACCAUCACCUUCUGCCCUUGA
Mycena indigotica is the source of this 567-nucleotide messenger RNA. Its product is annotated as Thaumatin-like protein 12. NCBI's taxonomy places the organism in Eukaryota, Fungi, Basidiomycota, Agaricomycetes, Agaricales, Mycenaceae. The record is from RefSeq and is a predicted model, not a curated record. The transcript is spliced from 8 exons. Bases 1 to 567 code for a protein of 188 amino acids.